This is a messenger RNA of Entrophospora candida, 294 nucleotides long. The record is from the annotation of a GenBank genome assembly. Lineage: Eukaryota; Fungi; Glomeromycota; Glomeromycetes; Entrophosporales; Entrophosporaceae.
AUGAAGUUCAAUCAACAAUUGGUGAUUCUUUUCGUUAUUUUCUCGGUCUUUGCAACAUUUGCUUGUGCUCAGAUUCCAGCUCGUUCCACGGUAACAGCACCUGAAAUAGCACAAUCAACAGGAGCAUCAUCGUCAUCACCAGCGGCAACACAACAAGCACCUGGAACAGAUACUCAAUCGACGUCACCAUCAACAAUACCAACUAAUAGUAGUGCCUCAUCUACUAAUAAACAAGUUGGAUUUGUUAUGAUUGUUGUCAGUUUCAUUAGUAUUAACGCUUUAUUAUUUUUCUAA